AGCUCCUGCCAUUCCGUGUUCUCUCUACAGCUUCACCUGACAAACCUUCUCAUUCAUCCCCAGCUCCUCCAAGAGACAGACUCAACCAUGGCUUCCUGUGGACCAUCCUGUGCCGUCCCAUCUUGUGCUUCCACCCCAGUCGUUGGUUUUGGAUCAGCCGGUGGUCUUGGCGGUGGUUUUGGCGGUGGCAUUGGUGGUGGAAUUGGCAGUGGUUUUGGCGGUGGAUUUGGCUAUGGUUCUGGCUUUGGCUCCGGUGCCCUGGUUGGAUCCGGCGUCCCUUCUGCUAGUCUUGGUAUUCUUUCCGGAGUCCAGCCUUCAUGCGUCAACCAGAUCCCACCAGCAGAGGUCGUCAUCCAGCCACCUCCCGUCGUCGUGACCAUCCCAGGACCCAUCCUCUCUGCCAGUUGCGAGCCUGUGUCUGUCGGAGGCAACACCCCAUGUGCUGCUGGUGGUUAUGGAUCCGGAUUUGGCAGCGGAUUUGGCAGCGGAUUUGGCAGAGGGCUCUAUGGUGGUGCAGGUCUUCUGGGGUCCAGCUCUGGGGCUUUGGGGGGCCGUAGUCGUUAUGGGUUUGUGGGGCGUAGAGGCAGCAUCUGCUAUACCCCCUGCUAAGCUCUCACGGUCUGUCAACUAGGAGGAAACAUAAAGAUAUCUGUGGUGGACUAUUUCGGUCUGAUUUUAGAUAUGCUGAGCACCCUAACUCCCUAGGCAAUCCCAAUGGGAGCUGGGAGAGUGUUCUGCAUCCCUUGUAAUCAGGUCCAUCUAGAACAUGCAGCUGUUUCCAGUUAAAUUUUAUCUCACUUUCCCCUGCUAGUUACUGUGAUAUUUAUUUUCCUACAUCUCUUUGAAACACACCAAUUCCCAUCAGGAAGAAAAACACAAGAUCCAUUCACUAUG
Molecule: messenger RNA, 894 nt
Organism: Lacerta agilis (Sand lizard)
Lineage: Eukaryota; Metazoa; Chordata; Lepidosauria; Squamata; Lacertidae
Product: glycine-rich protein 5-like
Exons: 2
Coding region: 88-609 (173 amino acids)
Cellular component (GO): intermediate filament
Molecular function (GO): structural constituent of cytoskeleton
Source: RefSeq, a predicted model, not a curated record